AUGUCUUUCACUGAAGCUCCCUCCUCCUCGUGCCACUGCCGGUGGGGUACUGCGUCAUGCAAUCUGUAUUCAAAAGAUCCCUUUGCCCAAAUGAUUGUAAUCUUUGCUGCUUCGAACCCGCAUGCACCAGCUUUCUUGGAAGCCGCAUUGAUAGAGAAAUUUGGGAGCUGGCAAGGAUGCAAAAAUGAACGUCGGGGAGGAGACACGGUGAAGGAGAUUGACGGUGGACCCUACUUGACAUAUAUUGUUUUCCAAUCGUGGAAACGACCGAGCAUGCAAGUGAGAAGUAGAGCAGACCAGUUGUGA
Cladocopium goreaui is the source of this 306-nucleotide messenger RNA. The record is from the annotation of a GenBank genome assembly. Lineage: Eukaryota; Dinophyceae; Suessiales; Symbiodiniaceae.